AUGUCUUAUCAGGAUCAGAGCGGCGGUGGGUAUCCACCACCGCACGAGAACAACGGCUACCCACCCCGCGAGCAGCGCGAGUCCCAAUACCCCCCACCUCCAGGCGAAGAAGAUGAACGCGCCAGAGCAGCAUACCAUCAGCGCGCUGUUUCAAACAGCAGCGGCGUAACAUUGCCUCCUAUAUCGCCUUACGAGCAGCAGUACGCAUCGCAACCGAAUGGGUACACCCCCGCGUACCAACAAGGCCCAUAUAGGCCCCCACCCCCUCCGGCAGCGUACCCUAAUGACAGAGGCUACCAGCAGGAUUAUGGCAGAGGUGGCCCUCAGCAUAUGGCUUUCAGUCAGUCCGCUCCGCGACAACGAACUGCGAUCGCAUGCAGAUAUUGCAGGAGACGUAAGAUUCGAUGUUCGGGUUUCGAUCAAAAUCCUGAGGGUCGUUGCUCAAAUUGCCAACGAUUUCAGCAAGAAUGCAUAUUCACUCCUGUAUCCUCGCAAGCACAGGCGUUUGUUCCUGCCCACACAGUUUUCCCAAGCAUGCGCAACAUGGCUAUCGGUCCUGAUGGGCGUCCUCACCCGGUUUAUCCACCAGGCCAACUCUUUGGGGCGCAUGGACAACCCCUGGGCUCUGUUCCAUCCCAACCCCAAUCCCAACCGUCCCCCUAUGAAUAUCCGGCACCAUCACCGACAGGCUCGUAUAGCUCGGCCGACCCAGUGCAAUCUUCGCGUUCCCAGGAUACUGGAUACAACUCCGGCGACCGUGGUCAAUCUUCCCGCUCGCAAGAACCAGCUGGAUACAAUACAGCUGAACGUGGUUCUCCUCCGUACUCUAAGGAUCCUACGCGUAAACGGCCUCAGCAGGACGGCCAUCCUUCAAUUCUGCCUCCUCCGAUGCCGAACCAAGCACCGUACGCGCGGUCCGAGAGCGCUAACCGACGCCAGGCUAUUGAAGAAGACCUACGCCUUCCGCCUGUAACGCCAACGGGAGGACAAACAGCAUCAAACUAUUCCCCAGGCUCAUCAGCAUCGUCGCAUUCGAACCUGCAACCACCAGGAGGACUCCCGUCAAUGUCGCGUACCCCGCCUCCACGGACAAGCCCUGGUGAAGGAAGGGCAGAUCCCAUGAGCUUGGGCAACAUCAUGGAACGAAGACCUGACACCGAAAUCGACCGGAGUAUGCUAGGUCGGUUAGAUCGGAGGGGCUAA
Molecule: messenger RNA, 1203 nt
Organism: Venustampulla echinocandica
Lineage: Eukaryota; Fungi; Ascomycota; Leotiomycetes; Helotiales; Pleuroascaceae
Exons: 2
Coding region: 1-1203 (400 amino acids)
Biological process (GO): regulation of DNA-templated transcription
Molecular function (GO): DNA-binding transcription factor activity, RNA polymerase II-specific; zinc ion binding
Source: RefSeq, a predicted model, not a curated record